Darwinula stevensoni is the source of this 993-nucleotide messenger RNA. Lineage: Eukaryota; Metazoa; Arthropoda; Ostracoda; Podocopida; Darwinulidae. The record is from the annotation of a GenBank genome assembly.
AUGCCUGGCGAGGAGCAGGCGCAUCUGCGCACUUGGAUGGCUUUUGGCGCCAGUCAAGAAAUUUGGGGACGCAAACAUUUGGCGCAAGUGCAAAGUGCCUUGGCCAGUAUCGCCUUGGCUAUAGCGCGUUUUGAACCUGUAUCCAUGUUGGUUCGCCCGGAUGAUAUGGCGAUUGCCAAACAACUUAUGGGCGAUAGCGUUACGUUGCUGGCUUGUCCUUUGGACGAUAUUUGGCUGCGCGAUACGGGGCCUGUUUUUGUAAUGUCUGACAACACUGGCAAAGCAGCUAUCAACUUUAACUUUAACGGCUGGGGGCGCAAGCAAGCUUAUGCGCGCGAUGCGAAAGUUGCACCUUUUGUGGCCAGGCAGGCAGAUGUACCCCUGCAAAAAGCAGCAAUCGUGCUCGAAGGCGGCGCUAUUGAGGUGGAUGGCCAAGGCACGGCAAUUAUUACCGAGAGCUGCGUGCUCAAUGCAAACCGCAACCCCGGUAUGACCAAAGCGCAGUGCGAACACAUCCUUAAACCUUUGUUAGGACUGGAAAAAAUAAUCUGGCUGCCUGGGAUAAAAGGCAAAGACAUCACCGAUGGACAUACGGAUUUUUACGCCCGCUUUGCGCGCCCGGGGUUGGUUUUAGCAGCGUACGAUAGCGAUGCGCAGUCUUUUGACCAUGCUGUGACCCUGCGGCAUUUGGAGAUACUGCGCACCGCUACGGAUGCAUCUGGGCGCAAACUUGAAAUUGUGGUGCUCACAGCGCCAGCCAAUAUCCGACCCAAGUUUGCCCAUCAUGAUUUUGCUGCUGGUUAUGUCAAUUUCUACCUGUGUAAUGGCGCUGUUAUUGCCCCCGAAUUUGGCGAUGCAAAAGCAGACGCUGCCGCCAAAAGGGCGUUGCAAGACGUUUUUCCUGAGCGAGAGCUCGUCAUGCUCAAUAUUGAUGCUAUAGCUGGCGGCGGGGGCGGCAUACAUUGCACGACCCAGCAAGAGCCCAAAAUUUGA